Molecule: messenger RNA, 5069 nt
Organism: Archocentrus centrarchus (flier cichlid)
Lineage: Eukaryota; Metazoa; Chordata; Actinopteri; Cichliformes; Cichlidae
Gene: inpp5ka
Product: inositol polyphosphate-5-phosphatase Ka
Exons: 15
Coding region: 153-1796 (547 amino acids)
Biological process (GO): negative regulation of peptidyl-serine phosphorylation; phosphatidylinositol dephosphorylation; negative regulation of phosphatidylinositol 3-kinase/protein kinase B signal transduction
Cellular component (GO): endoplasmic reticulum; cytoplasm; plasma membrane
Molecular function (GO): phosphatidylinositol-4,5-bisphosphate 5-phosphatase activity; phosphatidylinositol-3,4,5-trisphosphate 5-phosphatase activity; inositol bisphosphate phosphatase activity
Source: RefSeq, a predicted model, not a curated record
GCCAGCAGAUAAAACAACGUUCACAAGUGUCGAGACGAUGGAGGACAGCGAGGAGCCGUCGGACACCCAGCAGUCAGACCCCAGAGAGAAGAAGGGGGACUCCGAGGAGGAAAGCUUCAGCCGGCAGACGACCUGAACGGACUCGGAGCAGGAUGGAUGAAAUCAGUCGGCUUUUGGGCACCAUAGAGCGCACGCGCACUGAAAGUGUUUCCACGCAGUCAACAGGCAGCAAACUGGCCCUGCUCCAUCGGCUUCACCAGCUGAUGACCUGUGUCGAAGACUUAAACCCCAGAGACGAGCUACACAAGAAGGUGGUCAAGACCCUGGAUAACGCCUUCCUCGUCUGCGGCAAGAGAGCCAACAAGCCGAAAAAGGACCGCUUCAGGCUGCACAUGGUGACAUGGAACGUGGCUACAGCUGAUCCUCCAGAUGAUGUGACCUCACUUCUCCACCUGAACUCCCCAAAGAGCCCUGAUCUCUAUGUCAUUGGUCUGCAGGAAGUGUACUCUGGGCCCUUGAGAUUUGUGUCAGACGUUGUGUUCGAUGACCCUUGGAGUCAUCUGUUUAUGUCGACCUUAGCGCCACGGAAAUACAUCAAGGUGUCGUCCAUGAGAAUGCAGGGCCUGCUGCUGCUUUUCUUCUCCAAGCUGGAGCACGUCCCCUUCAUCAGAGACAUCCAGGCUACGUACACACGCACAGGCCUUUAUGGUUACUGGGGUAAUAAAGGCGGCGUCUCCAUCCGAUUAUCUUUCUGUGGCCACACGCUCUGCUUUCUUAACUGCCACUUGGCUGCUCAUAUGAACUACGCCUCAGAGAGAGUGGAUGAGUUUGAGUACAUCACAGACACGCAGACUUUUGACUGUAAAAAAGCUCCAGCUAUUCUUGACCACAGAUUAGUUUUCUGGUUUGGAGAUCUCAACUUUCGAAUUCAGGACCACGGAAUGCACUUUGUCCGCAACUGUAUCAACAAGCAGACCUACGACCUUCUGUGGAGCAAAGACCAGUUGACCAUGAUGAAGCAGAAGGAGCAGCUGCUGCAGGAGUUUGAGGAAGGGCCGCUGGACUUUCAGCCCACAUACAAAUUUGACCUUAACUCUGAUACUUACGACAGCAGGCUCUACAAGACAUGGUUUGGCUUUAACGGUAAGAAGCGUAAACCUGCCUGGACCGACAGGAUUCUGUGGCGAAUCCGACCCAAACUCCUGCCCCCAGAUGAGGAAAACGAAAAUAACGUUGGACUGGAUGCAAAGAGGCUGAAGCAGCUGGAAGAGGAUGUGGAGUACCCCCUGAAGAUCAGACAGGACCUGUACACCAGCAUCAUGGAGUACAGCAUCAGUGACCACAAGCCUGUCAUUGGUGUCUUCACACUAGAGCUGAGGAAAAUGUACGAGACUCCUCUAGUGCGUCUGCAGGCAGAGGGUGACUGGAGUGCAGACAUUGAUGCCAUGGUGGUCUACAGCCCUCUGCAGCCAUUCCCCUCCAGUACUUGGGACUGGAUUGGCCUCUACAAGGUUGGAUUCAGCAGCGUGUUAGACUACAUCACCUACACGUGGGUCAAAGACGAUGAGGUGGCCUUCAAUGAGGAGAUCAUACAGGUGUAUGUAAGUAAGGAGGAAAUCCCCGUGCAGGGAGGGGAUUGUGUACUGUGCUACUACUGUAAUGCUCUGAAGUGCAUCAUUGGAAUAAGUGAACCAUUCCAGGUCCAGGCGUCCAAGGUGGCCAUUGAGGAAGGCAUGCUGCCUGAAAGGAUCAAUGGACUUGACAAAGCUGUAUCUGGUGAUGACUUUUGGAACUGAUGAGUCAAACAUCAUAGAUUUAGGAGUGAAAAGCCUGAACUCCAAAUUGUUUUUUUUUUGCUGGGUUUCUUAACAUGCUGCUGAAAGAGCAGGUCAGGGACCUGCGCCUGUUCUUCCUUUCCCACAGCUGCAGCACUGACCUCUCUGAGGGACUGUUACUGCUCAGCAGUCAGUACGUGUUCUGUUUGACCUGUAAACUCAGAAUGGGCAAAAUAGCAUGAAGGUAUUAGAAUGGAUGCUCACAUUUAAAUUGGCUUUAUAAUAAGCAAAGAAAUGUUUUAUUUUACUCUUUAUAAAAAAAAAAAAAAAGUAAAGUGAAAUAAGAUGGAGUGCUGUGCCUAGAUUUUAUUGUAUAUGUUUGUUUCAUGAUGAAUAGGUUGGAUCAAUUGAUAAAUGAAAGUGAAGAAUAUUUUAGGGUGUGUACAAGCCUGCUGCUUUCUGUGAUCAGGAAGGAUAUGGAAGGAAGUAGCAAAGGUCAGAAUUAUCCCCACUGUAGAUACAACCAAUGGACAAUUAGUUGUACUUUUUUUUUUCUCCAAAUUUACAUCACUGACCCAGGUGGACCGCUUGCAUACUCGUAAAAACUAUGAUGGUGUUUGUUCAGAGCCAUUGUGAAGCAAAGUUUCACAUCAUGCCACUGUUUUUGAACUGUCAUGCACCACACAAAUAUUGUGACAUUCAAAAGGAGGAGGAGGCGUAGAAUCGGUUAAUCACACCGCUCUGGCUGCUGACGGACUGCAACAAUAAGCUUGUUGUCGAUUCCUGAUUGUGGGUGCUGUCAAGAGUCUCCGGGCGGAUCUCAGCUGACUGGCUUUUGCGAUAAAGUGUCGACGUCGAGAACUUUUCACUGAAAUGAAAAUAUUUUACACAUCAAAUUGGCAUCAGUUUAGGUCCUUGCAUGGACUAAAUGUUGGCACAUGAAACCUUUGCUUCAUCCUUGGUCUGAACACACCAUAACGCCGGCGUGAGGCAAAAUCCUUAUACCUACUUUGAAGAAUAGGCUCAAGUCUAGCUUCACUUUACUGCUACUGUACAGAAAAGGAAAAGGGAAUAAGUUAGCAAAGCCCAGUGGCCGUUUUUGUUUUACAAGGCAUCAUGGUCACAUUAAUGGCAAAGCCAGUGUGAUGCUGGAGCUUACACGCUUAAUGUCUUAAUUUAUAGUUAGAUAAUAGCUGCAUUUUCUAUGUGAUCGUGUCAGUCUGACUUCAGCAAACCCUCAGGAGGCAGUAGUCAGAAGGACAAGCCCUGCUUCUGCAGUCACUGUAAGUGUCACUCUGUAGAAGUCUGCAGGACCACCAAACUGAACUCCUUUCCACUUAUCUUUAUAGCAGUUUUGAAAUAUACACAGAAUUGUUAGCUGUGAGGGGCUGAUCUUAGUCUGUACUGUCCUGAAAGCAUCGCUGUGGUCUGUAAGCUGGAUUUAGUCGUGGUUAUUUAAAGUUAUUUAAAGUAUUACCAGGGCUCAUGGAAUAUCCUGUGAAAGAUGAGAUGAUUUUGUAGCUUUGUAGUGUUUUAAUGAACUUCAGUUGCUCGUGAAGACUUGAAAACAUAGCUGUAUAAUAUACAGUACCUUCUUUUGAGUGAGUUAGCUGUGGCUCAUUUUCAGUUUUCUGCCUUCUGGAAGGUCACAGUUAAAAAAAAAAAAAAAAAAAGUGAUUCCUUUUAGGGUUGAUUGUGGCAUCAAAGUGAAAUGCAGACCUUAAAGAAAUGUUGCACUGUAAAGUGAUUAUAGGCUCUCACAAUAUUGUUAGUGUGAUCAAAUAUAUCUAAAUAUUUAGUUUUUAUUGAACUCUGUGGAGGUGGUUAGCACUGCUGCCUCACAGCUAGAAGGACAUCUAGAAGGUCUGGGUUCGACUCCACCUUGGCUCAGGCCUCUCUGUGUGGAGUUUGCAUGUUCUCCUCAUGUCUGCGUGGGUUUCCUCUGGAUACUCUGGUUUCCUCCCACAGUCCACAGACAUGCAGUGACUGGGGUUACAUUAAUUAAUUGGUGACUCUAAAUUGCCCAAAUGUGUGAAAGGUUGUUUGUCUCUCUGUGUUAGCCCUGCGACAGGCUGGCGACCUGUACAGGGUGUACCCUCCCUCUCGCCCCAUGAUGCUGGGAUAGGCUCCAGCCCCCCACCCCCCACCACCACAACCCUGGACAGGAUGAGCAGAAGAGAAUGGAUGGAUGGAUGAACUCUGUGGAUUCAGCAAGUGCCUCUGACACGCCGCUUUACAUUUACUGUACUGUGCUGCUUAACUUUGAUACAUGUAUCGUCGUAUUGAUUUGAUUAUUUAUAACAUAGCAAAAUGUUGGUGCCCUGUUGGAGAUCUUUCUGAUUUUAAAGCAACAGCUUACCUCAGAAUUAAAAAUACAUAUUUUGCUUUGGCCUGUGGUUCUAUGUACUGAUCUAGAUUACUUUGGUUUGAAGCUUUGCAGAUAUGAGCUGUGGAAAUGUCUGCUUCCUCGUGGAUUCAAAUGAACAAAAUGACACUUGUGAUUCUCAAAGCACCGGGAAAACCUAAAACAAAAAGAUAUUUAAUAAAUGAGCAAAUACAUGCAUACAUAGAUUAGAAAAACUCAGCAACGAUGUCUCUCUAUAAAUUAUGACCCAGUUUCUUGAAAAUAUCCACAAAUCUUGAGCAGUUUCAUGUAGGAACCAUCUUAUUUCUACCAAAUGUAUCACUCUGCAAAUGAGUCAUGAUUAGGGUUUCUAACAGUGUAACAGCAUAUGGGCAUUAAUGGUGUCUCAGCAGAGCAGCAGUGUUAGCUAGCAGCGCUCUUCUUUUUAGUUGGCGGAUGUAGACGGUAGAAAGAAAAUAGUUCCUUCGUGGAACUGUUCACAGUGAGGUUUGGGGAUUGUUUUAACCAACCAGGUCAUAAUUCCUGGAAGGAGAUGUUGCUGCUGAGUUAUAAUAUCACAGUGAAUUUUUUUGACCACCAUGAGGCCAGUUCCAUUGUAUUUAACAGCAGGCAGGAAACUCAAUAGCUUCUCAUCUGUGAAACUAGGCCACUCACACCAGAGGAAAUAUGUCUAAAUAUGCACAUUUGAUUUUUAGAGGGUCCCUUUAAAUAUUGCUGUUCUAAACUUUGAGCUACGCAAACGUUUGUUUGCAACGUUGCUGUUACUGACUUCUUGGAAUCAGUUAUAUUAAGACUACACACACACACAUAAAUAUAUGCUUUGUUUAACUGAAGGGUGACUUAUGUUCUGAAAUAGCAAUGAAACCUACUGUAACAGAAUGUGAACAAAUGUAUAGCUUUGUAAAUGCAGUAUUAAAUAAGUACCUUUA